GUCCGUCCGACUGCUACUCUCAUUGAUGCGCACCGAUUUUGAAAAUGCGGUCUCAUGCCGUAGAGGAUGGUUUAGAAAAGGUGAGGCUCCCUAGUAUAUAUAGGUAGCACUACUCUGGAUUGUUCAUUGCUCAUACAAAUCACCUGCUUCAUACACUAGAACUUUAUGGAGAGAACCAUGAGAGUUGUUUUACUACUAAUCAGGUUUCUAGCCAUUGCAACCAUUACAUUCAGUAUUGGUUUAUGCAAUGGAAAUCCCGGUUGGCCUCUACUUUGCAAAGAAAGCGAAAGGCAAGCACUUCUGAUGUUCAAGCAAGAUCUCAAGGACCCUGCCAAUCGGCUUGCAUCGUGGGUUUCAGAAGAAGAUUCAGACUGUUGCAGUUGGACAGGUGUUGUCUGUGAUCACAUAACCGGCCACGUCCACGAGCUGCACCUUAAUAGUUCUUAUCACUCUUUUUUGGAUGUCAAAUCUUCGUUUGGUGGUAUGAUAAAUCCUUCUUUGCUCGGUUUAAAGCAUCUCAACUUCUUGGACUUGAGUUACAAUCAUUUCAAUGGAACACAAAUUCCUAGUUUCUUUGGUUCUAUGACAAGUUUAACACACCUUAACCUUGCAUACUCAGAGUUUUAUGGAAUAGUUCCUCAUAAAUUGGGAAAUCUCUCUAGUCUACGAUAUCUCAAUCUCAGUAGUUACUAUAAUCUAAAGGUAGAGAACCUUCAGUGGAUUUCUGGUCUUUCUCUGCUGAAACACUUGGACUUGAGUUCUGUAAAUCUUAGCAAAGCAUCCGACUGGUUGCAAGUUACAAACAUGCUCCCUUCUUUGGUAGAGUUAAUUAUGUCCAGUUGUCAACUUGAUCAAAUUCCCCACCUACCCACCGCAAAUUUUACUUCCCUGGUCAUUCUUGAUCUUUCUUUCAACUUUUUUAAUUCUUUGAUGCCGAGGUGGAUUUUCAGUAUUAAAAAUCUAGAUUCUCUUCGUCUCACUGAUUGUGAUUUCCAAGGUCCAAUUCCUAGCAUUUCACAGAAUAUCACAUCUUUGAGGGAAAUUGAUUUGUCAUUCAAUUCUAUUAGUCUUGAUCCGAUUCCAAGCAGUAUUCAGAAUAUGACUGGUCUUAAAAUUCUUGAUCUCAGUCAGAACGACUUCAAUUCUACCAUACCUGAAUGGUUGUAUAGCUUGAACAAUCUCGAGUCCUUAUUUCUUUCUUUCAAUGCCUUACGUGGUGAAAUAUCGAGUUCCAUUGGAAACAUGACAUCCCUUGUCAAUCUAGACUUAAAUUAUAAUCUGUUGGAAGGGAAAAUCCCAAAUUCUUUGGGACAUCUUUGUAAGUUGAAAGUUCUUGAUCUGUCAGAGAACCAUUUCACGAUUCAAAGACCAUCUGAAAUCUUUGAAAUUUUGUCCAGAUGUGGUCCAGAUAGAAUAAAAUCAUUGUCAUUGAGGAAUACUAAUAUAUCAGGUCCCAUUCCAAUGUCCCUAGGAAAUCUGUCAAGCUUAGAAAAAUUGGACAUAUCUGGAAAUCAGUUUAAUGGAACUUUCACAGAAGUUAUUUGUCAACUCAAAAUGCUAACGGAUUUGGAUAUAUCUUAUAAUUCGUUCGAAGGUGCAGUGUCAGAAGUUUCUUUUAGCAACCUUUCAAAGUUGAAGCAUUUCAUUGCAAAUGGAAACUCAUUUACUCUGAAAACUAGUCGAGAUUGGCUUCCUCCUUUUCAACUUGAAAUUUUGCAAUUGGAUUCAUGGCAUCUGGGAUCUGAAUGGCCAAUGUGGUUGCGGACACAAACACAAUUAAAAGAACUAAGCUUGUCUGGUACAGGAAUUUCAGGUACCAUUCCAACUUGGUUUUGGAACUUAACUUCCCAAGUAGACUAUCUGAAUCUCUCUCACAAUCAGUUGUAUGGGCAGAUUCAAAAUAUAUUUAGUGCUGAAGGUUCAGCGGUUGAUCUUAGUUCUAACCAAUUCACUGGUGCAUUGCCUAUUGUUCCCACCUCAAAAUUAAAUUUGCUAGAUCUUUCCAAUUCAUCAUUUUCUGGAUCUGUUUUCCACUUCUUCUGUGAUAGGCCGGAUCCGGAUAAACCAAUGUAUUAUUUUUUUGUUCUUCAUCUCGGGAACAAUCUUCUCACUGGAAAAGUACCCGACUGUUGGAUGAGUUGGCAAAGCUUGGUAGUCCUAAAUUUAGAAAACAACCACCUAACUGGGAAUGUCCCAAUGUCCGUGGGAUCCUUGCAAAGACUGAGUUCGCUGCACUUGCGCAAUAAUCACAUGUACGGAGAAUUGCCACAUUCCCUACAGAACUGUACCGAGUUGUCGAUUGUUGACCUUAGUGGAAAUGAGUUUGUUGGAAGCAUACCAAUAUGGAUUGGGAAAAGCCUUUCAGGGUUGCAGAUUCUGAACCUUCGUUCGAAUGAGUUUAAAGGAGACAUUCCUCAUGAAGUUUGUUAUUUGAAAAGGCUCCAGAUAUUGGACCUUGCACGUAACAAACUCUCAGGAACGAUACCAAGAUGCUUCCACAAUUUGAGCACCAUGGCUGAUUUGUCAGAAUCAUUUGGGUCAAUAUCGUUUGGGUUUGGGAGUUCUGUAGUGGAAUUUUCAUUUGUAGAGAAUGCAAUCUUGGUAACGAAAGGGAGAGAAGUAGAAUAUAGCAAGAUUCUGGGAUUCGUAAAAAGCAUGGACCUUUCAUGCAACUUUUUGUCUGGAGAGAUUCCUGAAGAACUUACCAGCCUCAUGGAAUUGCAGUCGCUCAAUUUAUCGUAUAAUAGAUUCACCGGAAGAAUUCCUUCAAAGAUUGGUAAUAUGGCAAAGUUAGAAUCUCUCGAUUUUUCCAUGAACCAACUCCAUGGUGGAAUUCCUCCAAGCAUGACGACUUUGACAUUUCUGAGUCACUUGAACUUAUCCAACAACAAAUUGACAGGACGAAUUCCGGAAAGCACUCAGCUGCAGAGCCUUAAUCAGUCUAGCUUCGUCGGCAAUGAACUCUGCGGACCUCCACUCAACAACAAUUGCAGCGCGAAUGGAGUAAUACCACCACCAACAGUCGAGCAAGAUGGAGGGGGAGGAUACCAUAUACUCGAAGACGAGUGGUUCUACGUGAGCUUGGGAGUUGGAUUCUUUACGGGGUUUUGGAUUGUGCUUGGUUCUUUGCUGGUAAACAUGCCAUGGAGCAUUUUUCUUUCGGGAUUGCUGAAUAGGAUAGUUCUUAAACUUUAUCAUGUAAUUGUUGAAUAUGUUUAGCUUUCUUUCGUAUUUGAGUGAGUUUGUUGUAGUGUAUGAUUUUGUCAAGUUUCAACUUUUGUUUUAUUGUAGUUUUGUUUGGCUUAAAAGUAUUAUCCCCUAUAAAAUAAAAAGACUCUUCUUCUGAACAA
Molecule: messenger RNA, 3350 nt
Organism: Malus domestica (apple)
Lineage: Eukaryota; Viridiplantae; Streptophyta; Magnoliopsida; Rosales; Rosaceae
Product: receptor-like protein EIX1
Molecular function (GO): protein binding
Source: RefSeq, a predicted model, not a curated record